Bombina bombina (fire-bellied toad) is the source of this 1668-nucleotide messenger RNA. RefSeq lists its product as uncharacterized. The record is from RefSeq and is a predicted model, not a curated record. The coding region runs from base 235 to 840 and encodes 201 amino acids. Lineage: Eukaryota; Metazoa; Chordata; Amphibia; Anura; Bombinatoridae. The transcript has 2 exons.
UCAGAGGUUGAUUUUUUUUUCUCUAACAAAGGAUUUCUAGUAAUGAAAAAAUAUCUAUACUCACUGUUAAUAAAAAUCUAAAUAAUAAAUUAUUAAGGGGUUUUUAAAUAUUUAUCUGUUUGGGGGUGGGGCAAGACCUUUUUUCAUCAAGCGUCUGGAUACAUUAGUUAAAUGUUUUUUUAUUUUUAUGCUUCAUGCGGUGGAAGACAGAGAGACAGGUAAUUGAACUUUAAAAUGGGAACCAGUGGUGAGUUUUUAGGAGCUCGGCUCCCUUCAAAGGAACAAGUACUUUUAGUUUUUAUUUACCAUCACAAGGAAAUGAAAGAAACACUUUCGGAUGCUGCUAAAUCUAUCAGGACUAAACUACAGGAAGUGUGGAGGAAAGCAAAUAUUCCUGUUAAGACGGGGGAGAAUAUCCGUGCUGGUAUACAGAAGCUGUACAAAGAAUACCAAAAUCUGGGUAAAGAGAAAUCGAGAAACACGGAUAAAGCAAAUGUGAAACGGCAGAUUUGGAAAGUUGAUCUCGUUGAGUUAUUUGACAUUUCCCGGCAAAAUAUGAUGGACAUGAAUAGAGUAUCACAAGAAGAUAAAGAAUUUCUUAGGUCACAAAGAGAAGAUCGUAUGAGUUCUUCAAUGAGUGGAGUAGACAAGGUUUUCGCUUCGAAAAUAAGAACUAAGUGUACAAAAGAAGACAAAAAAGAUUCAUAUAAGAAUAAACAGUACAAAGCUAUCACUGAAAUCAAUAAGACAGUUAUACUGGAAGACUCAUCUCCAUCAUCACGAGCACAUAGUGACGAAGAGGCUGAGUUUUCGCCUCCAGCAACGAAAAAAUUACGUUGAAGUCCUAGAUUGGGCACUGCAUCAAGCAAGGUGGAUGGCAAAGGCAAUAUAUGCACUUAAAAUUGUCCUCUUCACUAAACAGUUGAAUAUUCCUCAAUGGCAAUUGGAAGGAAUGAAACGGGUUGCACAUUUUGUCAGCCUCAUAUAUGUUCACUUUUGGCAUGAGGCAAUUGUAAGUCGAUGGGCUCCAAAGAAUGAUUUGGAUUUGCUACAGCUUCUGAGCACUUACCCAGAUGCAGACGUCAAAAAAUGUGCUCUCGCAGUUGCUAAGAGACACCUUUGGUAUCUGUCAUAAACAAACGUAGGAUUGGCUUUUUUGGACGAACGUAUUACUCAGGCUGUUAAGGAAAAUAUGACUAAAAAUUUAGAAACCAAACCUGCAAAGAAAAAAGAAGUGAAACAAUUAGAGGGUAAAAACAUGGUUUUUGAAGGAAAAGACCUGAGCCAUUUCGUUACUAAAAAAAAAAAAAUGUUCUUUGAAUUGUUUGGGAUCCACGACGUGACAGAAUUCUGCAUUGAUUCUCUAAGAAGCUAUGUGAACGAUCUUAAGGUUGUCAAUGAUACCGCAGAAAGAGGAAUUGCUCUGAUAAAAAAUUAUAACAAAUCGGUCAGGGAUGAACAACAAAAACAAUUCUUGUUGAUUGUAGUCGAGCAUCACAGAAAAGUCAUCACCAAGCAAACAAAACAAGGGAUUGCAUCGUUCAAAGUUGAUUAAUAUAACACAUGUUUUGCCUAUCAUAUUACCUAUUAAUCUUAGUGUAUAGUUUUAAUAGUAUUUUAAGUUUGUGAUUUCUAAUUUUCCCAAUAAAAGUAAUUAACAUUUAAAAA